Messenger RNA from Rhododendron vialii, 601 nucleotides. RefSeq names its product putative nucleobase-ascorbate transporter 9. The record is from RefSeq and is a predicted model, not a curated record. Gene Ontology annotation, cellular component: membrane. Gene Ontology annotation, molecular function: transmembrane transporter activity. The coding region runs from base 155 to 601 and encodes 148 amino acids. Lineage: Eukaryota; Viridiplantae; Streptophyta; Magnoliopsida; Ericales; Ericaceae. The transcript is spliced from 4 exons. Gene Ontology annotation, biological process: transmembrane transport.
GUUCUUCCAUCAAAUAUUCUCCUUGUAUGAUUUCCCUCUUUUUCUCUCUUUUUAUGCUAGAUCCCUAAUUCGUAUAUAGAAAGAAGCAAACUUGUUGUACCAAUUGAGGUAAAAAAUCAACGAACAGAGAAGCCCUAAAUAGGUGAUUGUGGCAAUGGCGGCAGUAGCGGCGGCAACAAGUGUGGCUGUUCUUGUGUCCACAAUGGAGCUAAGAUGGAGGACAUACAGCCACACCCAGGGAUGGAACAGCUCCCAGGGGUCCAAUAUUGCAUCAAUAGUCAUCCUCCAUGGCAUUCUGGAAGUCGUAGUUCUCGUGUUCCAGCAUUAUCUGAUGACCCUAGGUACAACUGUCUUGAUUCCAAGUAUGUUUGUAAACCAAAUGGGAGGCAGUAAUGUUGAGAAGGCCAAGGUGAUACAAACCUUACUAUUUGUUUCAGGACUAAACACACUAAUGCAGUCCUUAUUUGGCACCCGACUUCCCUCAGUAGUCGGUAGUUCAUACGCAUUUGUUAUUCCCAUGACUUCCAUUCUACAUGCUGGAAGAUAUCGAUCACUUGUCAUCUCCGGAGCCCAAUGGAGAUUACUGCACAUAUCAUGUUAG